AAAGUGAUUUCCCUUCCCUAAUCCUAAACCCUCGUUUUCGUUUCCUCCUGUUUCCCUCUUGCUGAAAAUUUUUCCCUUCUUGCAGCCAUAAGAGAGAAAAUAAGUAAUUCAAAUAUCUAACUCCAACCUUGGCUCCUUAAAUGGCGAAGCGGGAGCUCUCCAGUACUUUGAGGGGCUUGAAGUUCAUGCAAAGGGCAGCUCAGAGAGAGGUGAAAGUGGUGAAGGAAGAAGAGGUUAAACCUGAAGGAAUUAAUAGUAUUGCUAGAAAAUGUGUGGUCAUUAUGGAAGGGGAUCCUCGUCCAGGAGCAACUGUUGGGCGGAUGUCAUUUCAAAGUUUCAAUCCUUCUAUUGAUAAACUGAAUGAACCGGCAUCAAAUGAUUGUAGACCAGAUGCCAGUGGUGGAAGAGCCUCAUCUAGUGAAAAUGGAUAUGAAUCUGAAGCAACCGACUGCUCAAAAGUUGGCACUGAUAAACACAAAGGUAAUGGAGACCUUAAGAGAAAACAGUCCGACAUGGUUUCGAAACCAGCUUAUCCGAAUAAAUCACCAAAAAACGGUAAUGCUGUUCAGUCAUCACCAAGCAGCAGCAAAGCCGCCUCCACAAAGCAGUCAAAGCAUGAGAAGCUAGACUGGAAUGUUCUUAAGCCACCAAAGCCUAAUCGGUGAUCCAAAUUUUGAAAUUGUCUUCAACAGAGCGAGCACAUUAAUAUUUGUUUUCAUGCUCCCUAAAGUCUGUAACUUUGUUGUCAUAUUAUUAAAGAUCAGCUUAUUUUCAGAUUU
This is a messenger RNA of Hibiscus syriacus, 779 nucleotides long. RefSeq lists its product as uncharacterized. The coding region runs from base 141 to 665 and encodes 174 amino acids. The record is from RefSeq and is a predicted model, not a curated record. NCBI's taxonomy places the organism in Eukaryota, Viridiplantae, Streptophyta, Magnoliopsida, Malvales, Malvaceae. Gene Ontology annotation, biological process: maturation of 5.8S rRNA. The transcript is spliced from 5 exons.